Messenger RNA from Thalassophryne amazonica, 1068 nucleotides. RefSeq names its product zinc finger, C4H2 domain containing (gene zc4h2). The coding region runs from base 197 to 871 and encodes 224 amino acids. Gene Ontology annotation, cellular component: nucleus. The record is from RefSeq and is a predicted model, not a curated record. NCBI's taxonomy places the organism in Eukaryota, Metazoa, Chordata, Actinopteri, Batrachoidiformes, Batrachoididae. Gene Ontology annotation, biological process: positive regulation of neuron differentiation. The transcript is spliced from 5 exons.
CCAUCACAGUGCAACAAAUACUUUAGCCACUUCUUUAAGUUGGUUUAUCAUCUCAGGUUUUGCGUGACAUCCAGGUACCAUACGUUUCAGUGCGGGUGCGCGCUCGUCUGCGCGCUCUCGCCACCUAUUGUGUUUUUGAUCACCAAGGAGCCCACCGUGGCCUUUACAGCCACUUCAACAACAACAGGCUGAAACCAUGUGCGACGAGCAAGAAAUCAUGUGCAAAUUAGAAAACAUUCUGGAAAUACGGAACAAGACCAUCCAGAUGCAGAAGAUCAAGUCUCGUCUGAAGAUUGAGUUUGAGGCUCUAGAAUCAGAAGAGAAGCAUCUUAAAGAGUACAAACAAGAGAUGGAUCUGCUUCUGCAGGAGAAGAUGGCACAUGUUGAAGAGCUGCGGCUCAUCCAUGCAGAUAUCAAUGUGAUGGAGAGCACCAUCAAGCAGUCAGAGAACGACCUGAACAAGCUACUAGAAACAACUCGCCGUCUACAUGAUGAAUACAAACCCCUAAAAGAGCAUGUGGAUGCUCUGAGAAUGACGUUAGGACUCCACAGGCUCCCCAACCUUAAUGAAGAGGAGGAGAAACUGUCCCUGGAUUACUUUGAGAAGCAAAAAGCAGAGUGGCAAAAGGAGCCCCAUGAGCCUGCCAUCCCAGAAUCCCUUGCUGCUGCAGCAGCAGCAGCACAGCAGCUUCAGGUCUCCAGGAAGCAGGAUGCCAGACAGACGGCCACGUUCAGACAGCAGCCUCCACCUAUGAAGGCCUGUUUGUCCUGCCACCAGCAAAUUCAUCGGAAUGCUCCCAUCUGUCCAUUGUGCAAGGCCAAGAGUCGCUCCCGCAACCCCAAGAAGCCCAAGAGAAAGCCAGAUGAGUAGAUCCUGCUCCUGCUUUAGGUUCAUCGGGACUAAAGGGAACUGGUCCAGUGCAGUGUUCAAAGAGCUGUGUACAUUUCUACAUGUGGCUGAAUUUGUUAAUGUUUCCUCUCUCGGUUUUCACUCCUACAUUGUUUUGUCUUUCUAUAUCAUCAGCCUUUCAUAGGACAGAAUCAUUUUUUACAACCUUAAAUCAUAUU